This is a messenger RNA of Echinostoma caproni, 639 nucleotides long. The record is from the annotation of a GenBank genome assembly. NCBI's taxonomy places the organism in Eukaryota, Metazoa, Platyhelminthes, Trematoda, Plagiorchiida, Echinostomatidae.
CGUGUUACAUGCUCAUACCAGUCCCUUACAGAUAAAAGUUCAAGUUGCCCUUUAUGUGUCGAGCCAAUGGAAGCUGAUGAUUUAGCUUUUUAUCCUUGUGACUGCAGAUAUCAAGUUUGCCGGUUUUGCUGGGCCAAGAUCAUCAAUGAGGGAAAUGGACUUUGUCCUGGUUGCCGGAAGGUAAAUGGAAUUAACUCUAGAAAAGACCACUUGAAGAAAACGAAGCUCAAUUCGGAAAUGCUCAAAUUACUCCCAGAGCUGAGAGUGGUGCAACCCAACCUCAUUUUCGUCGUUGGAUUACCAGCCUGGAUCUGCAAAGAUAAAGAAGCUCUCAAAGGGCCAGAGUAUUUUGGGCGUUAUGGAAAGGUGUUCAAGGUGGAGAUAAACCAGAACCAAACGUUUGGAGGCCUUUCAGAAUGGAGUUUUGAGAUACGUUCUCCUAACUCAUGGUUCGUUAAGAAGUUCUCAAACUGUUACUUUCUAAUUCAGUUAUGUAAUUUUGGCAGUACUUGUAAGGAGACCGCUGGAUUCUUAUUACUAAUUUCGAUCCAAGUGUGGCGUAUUCGAUCUUUUCGAGGUUUCACAAUAUGUAAGUAUCAUUGUCAUCAUUGUCCCGCCAAAUAUAGCGAACUUCACUGA